Molecule: messenger RNA, 4002 nt
Organism: Knipowitschia caucasica
Lineage: Eukaryota; Metazoa; Chordata; Actinopteri; Gobiiformes; Gobiidae
Source: the annotation of a GenBank genome assembly
AUGAUAGGUUUGGUAAUUGGAUUUUCCGUGACCCCGCCCUCCCUCGACAUCCCCAAAGAGGACCUUGUGAUCCCAGUUUAUGAAACACUCAGGAUAACAUGCAGAGGACAGCAUACCCUUGCGUGGACAUGGCCCGAUCAGACACUGCUGGCCCAAGAGUUAAACAUGCGACAGAUGUCUCAGCUUCCCUCCAGCGCCCCGCAGAGGUUGAGGAGGGUAGUGGUCAGCGAAUGCGAGGGUCAACCCGGACGUCCCUACUGCAAGAGACUAGUGCUGAGAGGUGCCAUGGCCAAAGACACCGGUUACUACUGCUGCUACUACACCAGCACCAAAGCCAUCAUUGACGGGACCACCGCUGUCAGUGUGUAUGCCUUUAUCAGGGACCUGGAGCAGCCGUUCCUCCUGAGGGCUGGUCAAAAUUCCAACCUGGAAACCUUAUUCAUCACCCACUCGUCCACUCACGUCACUGUGCCAUGUCUGGUCUCGGUCCCUGAUCUCAAUGUGACUCUGCAUGCGUAUCCCUCCCCACUGGAUAGAUCUGACAUAAAGUGGAACAACAAAGUUGGCUGGAUUGUUCCCAGACAUGCGGUGGACAACCCGAUGGUGCUCGGAGUCACGUGUGUAGCUACGCUGAAUGGCAAAGAUUACCACUCGGCCAACUACCUCUUUCAUACUGCUGGAAGCCGGAUUUACGAUGUCAAGCUGUUUCCUGAGGAUCCCAUGGAGCUGAUGGUGGGGGAGACGCUCACCCUGAACUGCACGGCCAUGGUCGAAUUCAACGCUGGGGUGAACAUCAAGUGGGCUUACCCGGGUGCAGAGUGGAGCAGUGUGAACAUCCAGCCGUACAGAGAAGCCCUGUCCCGCGCCACAGAGGCGGCCAGCAUCCUGACCAUCUCCAGUGUGAACGUGAGCAACACAGGGGCCUACGUCUGCAACGUCACCAGCAUGGAGACCACUGAGACACGGCUCAAGCAUGUCACAGUGCACGAAAAACCAUUUAUCAUGUUGGGCUAUAGAAAUGGCUCUGAUAUUGAGGUAACUGCUGGCCGGAAGUCUGUAAACAUUAUUGCCAAUGUUUCUGCGUUCCCCACCCCAGAAACAAAGUGGUAUAAACAUGGAAAGCUGAUAAACCUGCGUCCAGAGUUCAAGAUGAAGAGGAUAAGGAUGCAUCCGAGACACAUGUUGGAGAUCAGAGAUGUGUGUCGUGAAGAUGCUGGGGUUUACACUCUGGUGCUGAGGAACAGUGCAGCCGGACUGGAGCAAAGACUCAACAUUACCCUCAUUGUAAAUGUUGUCCCUCAGAUCCAUGAGAAGGAGGUGGCAGAGGCAUCCAGCCCAUACCCCCGCGGCAGUAGCCACAUGCUCACUUGCACGGCCUUUGGGAUCCCGGCCCCAGCCGUGAGCUGGCAGUGGAGGCACUGGGGCUCCUGUGUCCUGAACAGCUCCAGCACAAUGGGCCAGGCAGACUGUCAGAACUGGCUGGACGUUAAGCCCGAAAGCACUGGGAACCACAUAGAGGCCAUCGGAACAUCCACGGAAAUUGUUGAUGGCAGACAGAAGAUUGUCAGCAGACUUCAUAUUCAAAACGCAACCAUGUCCGUCAUGUACAAGUGCACCGCAGAGAAUAAAGUGGGCAAGGACGAGCGACUCAUCUACUUCUAUGUGACCACCGUCCCUGAAGGCUUCAGCAUGAGCCUAGUGCCCUCUGAGAGUCCACAAGAGCAGGAGAGUGUAUCCCUCUACUGCCGUGCCGACAACUACACCUAUGAGCGACUGCAGUGGUACCGCCUGCGCCCCCCUGGCCUCCCGCAGGACCUGGACUGCCGGAGCGUGCACCUCUACGCCGACCCGCUCCAUGGGCAGCUCUCCUUCAAGGCACAAUCCAACAGCUGGGUCCUGGACCACACCAUCGCCUCCAUCCAGCUGCGGGACGAGGGUCACUAUGUGUGCGAGGCUCACAGUCGGCGGAGCGGAGACAAGCAGUGUCUGUUUCGAUACAUCUCUGUAAAAGCUCUAGAGGCGCCUCAGUACAAACACAGCCUCACCAACCAGACGGUGAACGUGACCGAGUCUCUGAAAAUGCAGUGUGACGUGGAGGGCAGACCGUCGCCGCUCCUCUACUGGUUUAAAGACAAUCAGCCUCUUCAGGAAAUGUCAGGCAUCCAGCUGCAGGAUUCAAACAGUACGUUGAGUAUUCAGCGCGUGCGAGAGGAGGACGCCGGCGUGUACACCUGCAUGGCCUGUAACCAGAGAGGCUGUGUCCACUCGUCAGCUGCUGUGCGAGUGGUUGGGUCAACAGACAAGGCCAAUGUGGAAAUUGUAAUUCUGAUCGGAACGGGGGUCAUUGCCGUGUUCUUCUGGGCGUUGCUGAUUCUCAUCUUCUGCAAUGUGAAGAGGGUGAACCCGGCCGACAUAAAGACCGGCUACCUGUCAAUCAUCAUGGACCCCGGGGAGGUGCCACUCGACGAGCAGUGCGAAUACCUGCCCUAUGAUUCAUCACAGUGGGAGGUCUCCAGGGACCGGCUCCGACUCGGGAAGGUUCUUGGCCAUGGUGCAUUUGGAAAAGUAAUGGAAGCCUCAAUCCACGGCAUCAGCAAGAGCAACAGUUUGAAGACAGUGGCUGUGAAAAUGCUGAAGGACGGAGCUACAGCCAGCGAGCACAAAGCAUUGAUGUCGGAGCUGAAGAUUCUUAUUCACAUUGGAAACCACCUGAAUGUUGUGAACCUCAUCGGAGCUUGUACAAAACCCAAUGGUCCACUCAUGGUCAUCGUGGAGUAUUGCAAAUAUGGGAAUCUGUCCAACUUCCUCCGAGCCAAGCGGGAGUUCUUCCUCCCUUACAGGGACCGCUCUCCCAAAACUCAGAACCAGGUCAGAAGAAUGAUUGAAGCAGGAAGACUGGAGCAAAGAGAGGAGCAUCCGUCUCCAAACUCAACCGCCUCUGAGUGUCUGCCCAAAGAAAAAAUGGAGGAGUUGUGGAAGACCCCUCUCACUAUUGAAGACCUCAUAUGCUACAGUUUCCAGGUGGCUCGGGGAAUGGAGUUCCUCGCCUCAAGAAAGUGUAUCCACAGGGACUUGGCAGCACGCAACAUUCUCCUGUCAGAGAGCAACAUUGUGAAGAUCUGUGACUUUGGUCUGGCCAGAGACAUAUACAAGGACCCGGACUAUGUGAGGAAAGGCAACGCUCGUCUGCCUUUAAAGUGGAUGGCUCCAGAGAGCAUCUUUGACAAAGUAUACACCAGUCAGAGCGAUGUGUGGUCCUUUGGAGUCCUCCUGUGGGAAAUCUUUUCACUGGGGGCCUCUCCGUACCCCGGGGUGCAGAUUGAUGAAGACUUCUGUAAGCGCUUAAAAGACGGCGUCAGGAUGAGAGCGCCAGAGACGGCCUCCCCAGAAAUCUACGGGAUCAUGCUGGCCUGCUGGCACGGGGAACCUAAAGAGAGACCACCGUUCCCCACUCUGGUUCAGAUUUUGGGCGACCUACUUCAGGACAAUGAUUCCAAAGACUUGAACCAGUCCCAGAGCUCAGAGGAUGAUGGUUUUUCACAGGCUUCGUCUCGGCCUCCGUCUGAAGAAGAGCUGAGACUCACGGCUCAGAAUCUGGCCACGAGGUAUUAUAACUUCAUGCCCUUUGCUGGCUGUGUGCUUGUGGGAGCGACCAAACCAAACCAUCCCAGGGUCAGGACAUUUGAAGAGUCUCACAAAGGCCCUCAUGACAACCAGACAGACAGCGGCAUGGUCCUCUCCUCAGAGGAAUUUGAAAGCAUCGAGAACAGACAGAGGGGGGCGAAAAGCCGCAUGGGCAGCAGCAGCAGCACAGAGCCCCUCACUGGUCCCCAUGGUUCCAGGGACUGGAGCAGUGGUCCCUUAAGACCUCGUCCAAACUUCUUCAGCCAAAUGUCGGGUCAGACCUUCUACAACAACGAGUACGGCCAUUUGUCUGAGGAGGGCUUCUGCGACUUCUUCUCUUCACCGGAGUCCCUGUGCCUCGCCUCCUCUAACGUGUGA